Molecule: messenger RNA, 1112 nt
Organism: Oryzias latipes (Japanese medaka)
Lineage: Eukaryota; Metazoa; Chordata; Actinopteri; Beloniformes; Adrianichthyidae
Gene: ndufs8b
Product: NADH:ubiquinone oxidoreductase core subunit S8b
Biological process (GO): mitochondrial electron transport, NADH to ubiquinone; mitochondrial respiratory chain complex I assembly
Cellular component (GO): membrane; respiratory chain complex I
Molecular function (GO): 4 iron, 4 sulfur cluster binding; NADH dehydrogenase activity
Source: RefSeq, a predicted model, not a curated record
UCCUGAAUGCACCAUGACGUUGAAGUUCUCUCACGGAUUUGGAACCCCAGAUUAACGACUUUGUUCAAAUUGUGUUCCCCCGUCUGCAGGUUUCUGUGGUUUAACACUAAGUUUUGUAAGUUCGUAUGUGUGUUUUGGUCUGGUCUGUAUCCCCGCAGAUGUCUGCCUCACUGAGUCUGCGUUUUCUGCGUUGCUGCUCUGAGCAAGGUAUUUUUGGAUUUGGCCCCGGUGUCAUCAUGCGAACUUUAAGUGUUAGCGUGCAGAGAGGCGGUUAUAAGUAUGUCAAUGCCCAAGAGCUGCCAACUGAUCUGAGAUCUAUAACUGACCGUGCUGCCACAACCCUGCUUUGGACUGAACUCUUUAGAGGUUUGGGGAUGACUAUGAGCUACCUGUUCCGGGAGCCUGCGACCAUCAACUAUCCAUUCGAGAAGGGCCCUCUGUCGCCACGGUUCCGUGGCGAGCACGCCCUUCGCCGAUAUCCUAAUGGAGAAGAGCGUUGCAUUGCCUGUAAACUGUGUGAAGCCAUCUGCCCUGCUCAGGCCAUUACUAUUGAGGCUGAGACUCGAGCUGAUGGCAGCAGGAGAACUACUCGCUAUGACAUUGACAUGACAAAGUGAAUCUACUGUGGUUUCUGCCAGGAAGCUUGUCCUGUUGAUGCUUUUGUUGAGGGUCCAAACUUUGAGUUUUCCACAGAAAGCCACGAGGAACUACUGUACAACAAAGAGAAGCUGCUCAACAAUGGGGACCGAUGGGAAUCAGAGAUAGCAGCCAACAUACAAGCAGACUACUUGUACAGAUAAACCUUUUGCAUCUGCAGUCUUUACUAGGCUUUACUGCAUUAAAAGCAUUUACUUUACUAUUAUAUGAGCCACAAAGCCUUUAGGUCUGCUGCUUUCCUGUCAGAAUUUAAAAUCGUAAAAACGCACAAAUUAUAUUAUAUAUUGUACAGAUGAGUAGUGUUAAACUUAUAAGUGUUAAAUUUGCACAUUUUUAUACAAAAUGAGGCUAAUACAAAGUCUGGAAACACUUUGAUCUGACUGUGUAGUUUGAAAAAUGUGAAAUACUCUUAUUUAGGACUAGUUAUGACACUAAAAUAAAGCACAUUGGAAAAU